UCAAAAACAAAUUGCUCACAUCAAAAACAAAUUGCUAAUCGCUCACAUCAAAAUCAAAAACUAAAACAAAAUCAUUACUCACUGGUCAGCAGCUAAGUUAAAAAGACUAUCCCCAGUUUUCACUCGAUUUUUCACUUGACCGCCAUUUUUUCGUUCAAGUCCCAUUGUUUUCAGUUUUGUAGCUAUUUGUGAACAGAUUGGCGGAAUCAGGAUCAGUAAAUGUAUUGCAGUACUUGUGGCACCGAAAUUGCCACAAACUGCAACUUCUGUUGGAGCUGCGGCAAAGGUAAGCGAAAUGUGGUAGAUUAUGGACGAUAGCGGCUUAACGAGUUGAAGGAACUAGACUGACACGUGUUGAUAGCAGUGGGAUUUUGGAAAGCAUCCAAAGGACAACACUUUGAUGAUCAAAACUUCCAGAUAAGGGUGAAAAAAUGAAAGCGAUAAAUUGCUUAUUUUCAGCUCAUCUGGUUCUUGAAGUGUGAUUUGACUCAUGCGCUCGUAGCAAUGGUUUGGAAAGAGUCUUAUUUUGCACAUGCCAAAGUGACUAGAAAGGCUGUGUCGAUCAAGCAACUAACACGUUGACCCAAAUACAAGUCGAUUUUACUGGAGUGGUACGUCAAAUUUAUACAGGUUAAAUGCCAAAAUGCCAACCCAAACCUACCUCCUCCAGACUUACCUUUGAUAGGUGUGUACCGUACCUAAUCAGCGACCAAUUACUUUUUUUCUUUUACUUGCAAUAGUAAUUCAUUGGAUAUAAUUUGGUGUAGCCAUUAAAAAACAAUGUCAAGGUUCAAAGGCUGAAAAUUGGCACUUUAUAAUAGCGAAUGGGUCAUUUGUAAAUAAGAUGAUUACUAGAGACCGAGUAAAUUCACUGUGUCCGAAAAUUUCGACAACAAAUGAACAAAGGUCUAAGGAUCAAUCUGCAUUGUUUUAACCAAUGAGUUAAACCUUUUGCCCUGUUCGCAUACCUUCUUAACGAAAGAAUAUUUCAUCGCAGGCUCGACUGCAAUAACAGCUAUUAUAGGAGAGGAGUGGAGGGCCUCAAAAAAUAUCGAUCAAUUUUAGAAAAUAGAGGAGGGGAGGGGGAGGAGUUGGUUGGAAGGUUACAAAAUGUUGUGAUGGGGAGAAAUGAUAGACAUUUUAACAUUAAAACUUGUCAAUUUUUAUUUCUUAUCAAGAAACAGCCCAAGGGAAAAUCAGGACCAAGUACUCUCUCUGCUUCAGUGGAAUCAAGUUUGGUCAAGUCAUCCAAACCCAUCAAGUCAUUUUCAGAUUAUAAAGCAGCCAAGGGAAAACAGUGGUUUUCAAAAGUCAAAGGUGGAAAGGCCAAAGGUACCAAGAACUCAGCAGCAGAUCAGGAGGUGCUUAUCUUUAUUGGAUUGCUUGAGUGGAAUGAGAAAGAAAAUAUUUUAAAGCCAAAAAGGGGAAAGAAGGUAGCACUGCGAAUUUCAAAUUCAGCGAAGUCUUCACUUCUUCUCCAGAAAGCUGAAGAAAAAUGGAGAGCUUAUUAUAGGAACUUGUACGAUGAAAACCAGACGUAUGUUCUCCUUUAUGAAGACGGGCAGCAAGUUCUCUUCUUGCCUGGGACAAGUGAAGUCUUCACUCUUAAGCGAUACCAUGAAGAAAUUGGCAAAGAUUAUAACAGAAUCUAUUUGUAUCUGUGCACAAGUGAAGAUUACAACAAUACACUAGUAGGUCAUGAUGAGAGUGAGGAUGAAGGUGCAUCUCAUUCAGCAUCAAAUUACAGCAAGAGCAAGAAUAACACAGCCCAUGGUGAUGAGAGUGAUGAUGAAAGCACCUCUCAUUCAGCAGCAAAAUAUGCCAAACUUGAGAAUACCACAGCCCUUACUACAGUUGGAGAGUAAAUAAAACUGGACGAGAAGUUGGCAAGAGAAUUAGAUAAUCAGCUAAACCAGGAUGUUUUGGAGGACUAUCAAAACAGUGACAAUCUGACAAUGCAGGAAAGAAGUCACAACCUGGUAGAGCAAGAUAAAGAUGCAGAACAAUCAGUUAAACAACCAGCAACUGAACAAAUACUAACAGACCAUGUUAGUGUUGUUAAAGAACUUAGUAAGAGAGUUGAUAACACAGGCCAAUUCUUUAUGGUGGUUCGAAGGGCUUGUAACUUCACAAGACGACUAAAUCUGUGGCAACAUGAAUCAAAGCAAACCAGCCCAGAAAAAUCUCUGAGAGUUCACUUCACAGGUGGAAUAGAUAGUGGAGCAAUGAGCAAAGAGUUUCUUGCACAGGCCAUAUUAGACAUGGGGAACAUAAUGUUCCCUGGUGGUACCCCCGUCAACUCCACCUACAAUGUACAGAAUGGAUAUUUCCAGUCUUGUGGAGAAAUUGUCGCUGUGAGUCUGGCUCAGGGAGACCCACCGCCUUGUUUUCUUGAAGAAUGUGUUUAUGACACAAUGGUCAAUCCAGAAAGUGAUUUCACUAACUUGAAUGAAAUGCACAUCACACCUCAGGAGAAGAAGAUGCUUGAGAAUAUCCGGAAUGAUCUAGAUAACCACAAUGAUACCAUUGUUGAUCAUGGUUACACUGGUAAAAUAGACCAAGAACAUAUCAGUGAUAUCAUGGGAUCCAUUAUGAUUAGUCUUAUUACUAAACGACAACUGUAUUUGAAAGAAUUUAUGAGAGGACUUGAACUUUAUGGUCUUGCUGAGAUCAUAAAACAUAAUCCAAAUUCAUGCAAGCCCCUUUUUGUAAAGGAGAGUAUAAAGGGUGUUGAUGCAAACUAUGUAUUUUUCCUUAUGAAACCAAACUUCUCUUUGGAGGGAUCAAGUCGAAAGGACAUUGAAGAGUCAGUGAUGGACA
This is a messenger RNA of Orbicella faveolata, 2820 nucleotides long. RefSeq lists its product as uncharacterized. The record is from RefSeq and is a predicted model, not a curated record. NCBI's taxonomy places the organism in Eukaryota, Metazoa, Cnidaria, Anthozoa, Scleractinia, Merulinidae.